Lipotes vexillifer (Yangtze River dolphin) is the source of this 1341-nucleotide messenger RNA. Its product is annotated as cadherin-18-like. Gene Ontology annotation, cellular component: catenin complex; adherens junction; plasma membrane. The record is from RefSeq and is a predicted model, not a curated record. The transcript has 5 exons. Gene Ontology annotation, molecular function: cadherin binding; calcium ion binding; beta-catenin binding. Lineage: Eukaryota; Metazoa; Chordata; Mammalia; Artiodactyla; Lipotidae. Gene Ontology annotation, biological process: cell-cell junction assembly; cell migration; multicellular organism development. Bases 1 to 1065 code for a protein of 354 amino acids.
AUGCAAAUUGCUAAAAGACAGUGUCAUUGGCAGGCCAGUGGGGAGAAUGGACAGACACUGCAACAAACAGCUGAAGACAGAGACAAUCCGAGUUUGCUGAGCCAUGUCACAGUGGUUAUUAAAGUUCUGGAUGUCAAUGACAAUCCACCCGAACUUGCCAGGGAAUAUGAUAUUGUUGUCUGUGAAAAUUCUAAGCCUGGCCAGAUUAUUCAUACCAUCAGUGCCACUGAUAAGGAUGAUUUUGCCAAUGGACAAAGGUUUAACUUCUUUCUUGAUGGGCAUCUGUCUAUAAACCCAAACUUCACUCUGAAGGACAAUGAAGAUAACACAGCCAGCAUUCUGACAAGGCGGAGGAGAUUUAGUCGAACUAUUCAGGAUGUGUAUUACCUCCCCAUUAUGAUCUCUGACGGUGGAAUCCCCUCUCUCAGCAGCAGCAGUACCCUCACCAUCAGGGUUUGUGCGUGCGAGAGAGACGGGCGCGUGCGGACCUGCCAUGCAGAAGCCCUCCUGUCCUCGGCUGGCUUGAGUACAGGAGCCUUAAUCGCUAUUCUACUGUGUGUUGUCAUUCUCCUAGCAAUUGUAGUACUUUUCAUCACCCUGAGACGCAGCAAAAAAGAGCCCCUGAUCAUUUCAGAGGAGGACGUGCGGGAGAACGUGGUCACCUAUGAUGACGAGGGUGGUGGUGAGGAAGACACCGAGGCCUUUGACAUCACAGCCUUGAGGAAUCCGUCUGCUGCAGAGGAGCUCAAGCACCGGAGAGAUAUCAGACCUGAAGUGAAACUCACCCCCAGGCACCAGAUGUUUUCCACCCUGGAAAGUAUAGAUGUUCAGGAGUUUAUUAAGCAAAGACUGGCUGAAGCCGACCUAGACCCCAGCGUCCCGCCUUAUGACUCUCUGCAGACUUACGCCUAUGAGGGUCAGAGAUCAGAAGCUGGGUCCAUCAGCUCGCUGGAUUCAGCAACCACACAAUCAGACCAGGAUUAUCAGUACCUUGGAGACUGGGGACCCGAGUUUAAAAAGUUAGCUGAACUCUAUGGAGAAAUAGAAUCUGAAAGAACAACUUAGGGGGUCAAUUCUUGCAACCUUCUAGAAUUUGCUUCCUGAGCAAGUGGAGAUAUAACCCCAGCAAUGGCAAGGAAGAAGCUUGGAUUAACAGUACUAGGAACUGAGCAAGCAGAGCACAGCUACUGUAGAAACAAGUGCCCUUUUCAUGAUCGAAACUGGGUUAUUUAAUCGGAAGAAAGUCAAAUUAAAAAAAAAAAUACAGAGAAAAAGCUAUUGAUUGUUCCUUGUGUAUAUUUUCAAUUGCUCAAUAAAGUCUGUGUACUGUUUAAUGAAGAA